Messenger RNA from Orbicella faveolata, 788 nucleotides. RefSeq lists its product as uncharacterized. Gene Ontology annotation, cellular component: cytosol; 9+0 non-motile cilium. Gene Ontology annotation, molecular function: intraciliary transport particle A binding. Gene Ontology annotation, biological process: acrosome reaction; spermatogenesis. The record is from RefSeq and is a predicted model, not a curated record. Lineage: Eukaryota; Metazoa; Cnidaria; Anthozoa; Scleractinia; Merulinidae.
UGAGUGCCAGACCACUUGAUUGGCUCGUAUGCAGACUUUAAGUUACCUUUUUAGAGUACAAAAGUAGUGGUCAGAAUACUUUUUACUUGGCAGAUGACGUCACUGGAAUGAAAGCUCACAGUUCUCACAACUAUCAUGCUGACAGUAUUACCCAAAAUGGUAUAUCAAGUCAUGAUAUGAACUUGAAGGCUAGUAAUGAUGUUGCUCUCCAGAAUUCCCUGUCCCAAAAGAGUCAGGAAACAGAAAAUGACAAUAUACCAGAAGAAGUACUGGGACCUGGUUCAACAGCUGUCCCUAUCCUCAUGCGAACAGCUAAAUCAUCUAGUGGAGCAGUCCUUCAGGUUGACAAUUUUGUCGACUGUGAGGAUGAGGUGAGCGAUGAUAAUGAUGAUGAUGGCGAAGAAGAAGACAACAGGAAGGUCCACUCUUUUCUGGAAGAUGACAUUCUCUCAUCUAACUAUUCUCCUUCAGUUCUGUCAAUGUCUAACUCAUCAAAGUUCCAAGAAGUGGAAAAAUCUAGCACUAACAAUUCUUUUAAUAAGGUUGACUUAGAUGAUGAAAGCCUGAAAGCAGCCAAAGAAUUAGAAAUCUGUUAUCUUUCAGCAGAUGUAUCGACCCUUCCUGGGGAGGUUGAUGAUCAUGAAACAGCUGUCAGUGAACAACAAGAUACCAGCUGUGCAUGUGAAGCAGUUAUAAGUCCCAACAUAAGACAACUUCAGAUUUCCACAAGAAUCAAUAACUGUGAUAAAAAGAAUAAUGAUCAAAAUAAUCUCAUUGAGGUACUGUAA